Molecule: messenger RNA, 3795 nt
Organism: Seriola dumerili (greater amberjack)
Lineage: Eukaryota; Metazoa; Chordata; Actinopteri; Carangiformes; Carangidae
Gene: ndst1a
Product: N-deacetylase and N-sulfotransferase 1
Exons: 15
Coding region: 652-3321 (889 amino acids)
Cellular component (GO): Golgi apparatus
Molecular function (GO): deacetylase activity; heparan sulfate N-sulfotransferase activity
Source: RefSeq, a predicted model, not a curated record
GAGAGGGGCAUUCUCAGAUUUCCAGAUCUCUCCCAGCCGAGUCCGCUGUGCCGCUUCCACAUCACGGCCGACGGCAAACCGAUACGACGACGACGACAUGCGCCCAGAGUGCUUGAAUCCCGCGUCCAACCCAACCGGUCUGUGUUGUCCCAAACCCGCCUAGACUCAGACAAGGUCAGGAGAUUCGGUCCUGAGGGAAUGGUGCUGGUGAGAUGACCUGCGUGACCUCACUUUCCUCAAGAGAUCAUUCUCCAAUCAAAAGAGUGGAGCAAAAUCUAGUUGGUACAUGGUUGGCAGGUUCACAUGAUGGACAGGUGAUGGAGUCUUCCAUCAUCUUUCUCCACCAGUGACUCGGCCUGCCAGCCCUUCCUCUGAGGCAUAAGUGUGUACCAGCGGUCCAAGGCCCCCUAUUUCUCUGCCAUGGUGACAUAAGCAGCGCUGCAAUAUGAGGGAGAGCCAAAGUGAGACCGUCUCAUUUCUUUCUCCAGUAGCUGCUGCAGCUGCUACCUUAUCGCCGUUUGUAUUUAGCUCCACAGCGAGACUGACUUUGUUGUGAAUAAUCCCUGCUCACCGUUUUCUACCCACACCGAGAGAGACUGCCCCCAAGGCGUGUUGCUGGGCCGGUGGGGCGGAGCGGUGUGGCGUGAGACGAUGCUGGGAUGCGUGACACGCCUCCGUCGGCUGGUCCGUCUCCUCCCCUUGCAGACCUCCCUCCUCCUCCUUUUCCUCUUCUGCACCGUCAGCGUCUUCAUCUCUGCCUACUUCCUCUAUGGCGUCAAGCGGGAGCUGGAGCCAUCGGGAGGGGGCGUGUCCGGAGCCGAGGGUGCAUCCGCCGACUCCGACGACCCGAGGGUCACUCCGUCCCGCCUGCUACCUCUGCGGAGCGUCUCAGGGGGCCCCGGGGUGGAUCCCGGAGGGGCCAGGACAGAUCCUGUGGUUCUGGUGUUUGUGGAAAGCCAGUAUUCUCAACUGGGUCAGGAGAUUGUGGCCAUUUUGGAGUCUGGCCGGUUCAGGUACCGGACUGAGAUCUCUCCCGGUAAAGGGGACAUGCCCACAUUGACAGACAAAGAGCGAGGGCGUUUCACGCUGGUGAUUUAUGAGAACAUUCUCAAGUAUGUAAACUUAGACGCCUGGAACCGAGAGCUGCUGGACAAAUACUGUGUGGAAUAUGGAGUGGGCAUCAUUGGCUUCUUCAAGGCCAAUGAAAACAGUCUGCUCAGCGCACAGCUGAAGGGCUUCCCCCUCUUUCUUCACUCUAACUUGGGUCUGAAGGACUGCACGGUCAACCCCAAGUCCCCCCUGCUCUUUAUCACUCGGUCCGGGCAGCCCCUGCCGGGUCCUCUCCCUGGGGAUGACUGGACCGUUUUCCAGUCCAACCACUCCACAUACGAGCCCGUGUUGCUGGCCAAGACCCAGUCAGCUGAGAGCGUCGCAUCGAUGGGGCAGAACGCUGCUCUGCUCCCGUCUGUGGUGCAGGACCUGGGGCUCCACGACGGUAUCCAGAGGGUCCUGUUCGGCAACAACUUGGUCUUCUGGCUGCACAAGCUGGUGUUUGUGGACGCUGUGGCCUUUCUGACAGGGAAGAGGCUCUCGUUGUCCCUGGAGCGCUACAUCCUGGUGGAUAUAGAUGACAUCUUUGUGGGCAAAGAAGGCACACGCAUGAAGGUGCCUGAUGUAAAGGCCCUGCUGGAAACACAGAGGGAGCUGCGCACCCAUGUGCCCAACUUCACCUUCAAUCUGGGCUUCUCAGGGAAAUUCUUUCACGCUGGCUCUGAUGAGGAGGACCUGGGAGACGACCUGCUGCUUUCCUACGUGAAGGAGUUUUGGUGGUUUCCUCACAUGUGGAGCCACAUGCAGCCUCAUCUAUUCCACAACCAGUCCGUGCUGGCUGAGCAGAUGUUGCUCAACAAGAAAUUUGCCAUGGAGCAUGGGAUCCCCACUAACAUGGGCUACGCUGUGGCACCUCAUCACUCAGGCGUCUACCCUGUCCACAUGCAGCUGUACGACGCCUGGAAGAAGGUGUGGGGCAUCAAGGUGACCAGCACAGAGGAGUACCCACACCUGAAGCCUGCUCGCUUCCGGCGAGGUUUCAUCCAUAGCGGCAUUAGUGUGCUGCCUAGGCAGACAUGCGGCCUUUUCACACACACCAUCUUCUAUAAAGACUACCCUGGCAGUCCGAAUGAACUGGACAAACUCAUCAAUGGAGGAGAACUCUUCCUCACUGUUCUGCUGAACCCUAUCAGUAUCUUCAUGACCCACCUGUCCAACUAUGGGAACGAUCGCCUCGGCCUGUACACCUUUAAAAGCCUGGUGAUGUUCGUCCAGACUUGGACUAACUUGAAGAUGCAGACUCUGCCGCCUAUUCAGCUGGCUCAGAAGUACUUCAGCCUGUUCCCUUCGGAGAGGGAUCCCCUCUGGCAGGAUCCCUGCGAGGACAAAAGGCACAAGGACAUCUGGUCCAAAGAGAAAACAUGUGACCGCUUCCCCAAACUGCUUGUCAUCGGGCCUCAAAAGACAGGGACAACAGCGCUGUACCUGUUUCUCGGCAUGCACCCUGACCUGACCAGUAACUACCCCAGCAAGGAGACCUUUGAAGAGAUCCAGUUCUUCAAUGGACACAACUACCACAGAGGCAUCGACUGGUAUAUGGAGUACUUCCCUCUGCCCUCCAACACUAGUUCAGACUACUACUUUGAGAAGAGUGCCAACUACUUUGACUCUGAGGUGGCUGCUCAGAGGGCUGCAGCUCUCCUGCCCAAAGCCAAGAUCAUCACCAUCCUCAUCAACCCAGCAGACAGAGCUUACUCUUGGUACCAGCACCAAAGAGCCCACGAUGAUCCAGUAGCGUUGAAGUACUCCUUCCAUGACGUCAUCACCGCAGGCCACGACGCUCCAGUCAAACUACGGGUCCUCCAGAAUCGCUGUCUGGUGCCAGGCUGGUACGCCAUUCACCUGGAGCGCUGGCUCAACUACUACCACUCCAGCCAGUUGUUAGUCUUAGAUGGACAGAUGCUGAAGACUGAGCCCGCCUCAGUCAUGGAUAAAAUCCAGAAGUUUUUAAGCCUCGCCAAUAUCAUCAACUACCACAAGAUCCUAGCGUUCGAUCCUAAGAAAGGUUUCUGGUGUCAGCUGCUGGAGGGUGGGAAGACAAAGUGUUUGGGAAAGAGUAAAGGGCGCAGGUACCCUGACAUGGACGCUGAGUCCCAGGGGUUCCUCAGGGAAUACUAUAGGGAUCACAACAUCGAGCUGUCGAAGCUGCUCUACAGGAUGGGUCAGCCGCUGCCCAGUUGGCUCAGAGAGGAGCUGGUCCACACCAGGUAGCAGCACCACAGCAGGAGAACACAGCUCUAUACACUGAACCACUGCUUGACCCUGCUGGGGGACACCGGACAAGUGGCCCGAAAUGUUGAAGGUCCCAAAUAGUUUUGAAAGAAACAUACCGAGAUAUGAGGAUGGGACGCCUAACUCGAACUCAACACUCUACUGUGAUAUUCCCAAAUGAACAGGGCGACAGUGGAUGGUGGGCAAGAAGAGAGCGUAGUUGCUUCCAGCAGCUGAGAGCUCGCCCCUCUCUACCUGAGGUUUGAAAUGCCAAUGCUCUGAUGAUGGCCGCCACUGUGCCCUGAAGAAGGAAGAGGAGGAGGAGGAGGAGGAGGAGGAAGGAAGGCUCAGUGAUGCACAGGAGGGACCCUCAGUGUUUGAUAAUCACACCCCUGCUCUUCGUAAUCAGACCUCCUCUUCUUCGCAUGAACUUCAUUCUGAAAAUCAAAGAAAUGGAAAAAAAAACAAAACAAA